Messenger RNA from Aspergillus wentii DTO 134E9, 1850 nucleotides. RefSeq names its product putative integral membrane protein (Pth11). The transcript is spliced from 6 exons. The record is from RefSeq and is a predicted model, not a curated record. NCBI's taxonomy places the organism in Eukaryota, Fungi, Ascomycota, Eurotiomycetes, Eurotiales, Aspergillaceae. The coding region runs from base 284 to 1417 and encodes 377 amino acids.
CUCUAGUGAGAUGAGGCUACCAGAUCCAGAUUAUACUGUCUGUGCCGUGUCAACCUGUUUGUCAUAGAAUCCAAGUAUAUUCUCCGGUCCGAGUCAUUGCGCUAUGCUUUGGGAGACUAUUCUCUACACUCUGUGCCCUUCGUUGAAUCGACUCAUCCAGAAGGGAAAUAUACAGUACUUUGUCGAUGGUCGGAAUGUAUAUAAACCUCCGUCCCGACAGUUCAACACUUCCAAAGCACCUGUAAAUCAAGUUCUUCUAUUCUUGUGUUAUAAUUCCCAUGCAAUGAGCAAAACACCAGCAGCCCCGCCUCCACCCGGAGUGACUCCCAACUUUGACAAUCCGGAUGGCUCUGAAUAUGAGAUUUACUCCAUUAGUAUUGCCCUGUGUUCGACAGCAACUGUGGUCUUGCUGCUACGGUUGUACACACGAGUGGCUAUUCUCAGGGGCCUGAGCUCAGAUGAUUUGUGUUGUGUGAUGGGACAGAUCUGUGCAUGGAUAUUUGCCAUUCUCAGUAUUCUCAAUAUCAAGAAUGGAUACGGAGUGCACAUCUGGGACUUGUAUGCCGACAAGCUCAAGCCCUUUAAGCAGUACGACCUUGCAGAAGAAGGCAUCUACGCCCUCGGAGUCUGGUUUGUCAAGACGUCCAUUCUGCUCUUCUACCUCCGACUCAGCCCCGAGAAACGCUUCCGGCAAAUGACAUUUGCCAUCAUGGCUUUUGUAGCGGUAUACAGCAUCCUGAGCAUCUUCCUCUUUACGUUUGGAUGUAAUCCGAUCGCAGCACAAUGGGAUAUGACACUCAUGGACCACGCGACCUGCAUCGACCAGCUUGCAUUUGUCUAUGCCAAUGCCGUUUUUAAUGUCGUCUCUGAUGUAGUGACGCUGGUUCUGCCCAUCAGGCUGUGCUGGUCUCUGCAAACCAGGUUUCGACAGAAGCUUCUGCUGAUGAUUGUGCUGGUCAUGGGGUCUUUUGCUUGUAUCGUGUCGUGUGUUCGGAUCAUCACCAUGAUGCCCUUCCUGCAAAGCACUGACUUUACAUGGUUCAAAGUGACACUAGCGAAAUGGUGCAUGGUUGAGAUCAAUGUCGGCAUCAUCUGCUCCUGUCUCCCCAUCAUGCGUCCACUCCUCAUCCAGACCUUCCCACGCCUCUUCAGCACCGUCGACAGAAGUGAUGGCCAGCAACCCUCGGAUGAGCACAACAACGGUUAUCCUGUCGACAGACCUGCCCGAAGGUUCCGUAACUGGGAUCAUCUCACGACACUCAAGACUGAGACGACAACCACCACUGCUGUUGACGAGUCUGAACGUGAUUUCGAGGGCGAUGAGAAGAGCCGUGCUGUUGCAAAUAGGGAAGAAGAUCACCACUUGGGAAUCGUGAAGUCGACGGACUAUUCGAUCACAUACAAAGAUCCGAAAUAAUGGUCUACCAGUCGUACAGGAGAUGAAUUGACGGAUCUAAUAUGUUUGAUGGCCACUGCGUGCACUGGACUAAUUGCUUUUAUUUUCAUGCUCUUGCAAUAAUAUUUUUAUAUGUAUUUAAUUGCUAAUCUAUGAGCGAAGACCUUUUCUGAUAAUUGGAAGAUCACAAGGAUGCCUUCAAUCGAGGAUUAUGAUACCUUGUGGUCACGUCUGCAAAAAAAUAAUAUCCAUAGCACCAGUGUCUCGUCCUUCGAUCAAUCAUUGCCCCCAAUGGAUGGUCUCUGGAAUUUAUUCACUCCGUUGUCACCAUUCAUUGAUCUAGAGAGCAUAUCCCGUUCCUCAUUUUCCGACACGUGGUCUAUCUCUCCCGAGUCCAGACUGCCCUGUUGCACAACCUCUGCUCUUUGCUUUCGUACAUUCUAGAAGACAUGCA